This is a messenger RNA of Vitis vinifera (wine grape), 1675 nucleotides long. RefSeq names its product epsin-3. Gene Ontology annotation, biological process: endocytosis. Gene Ontology annotation, molecular function: clathrin binding; phospholipid binding. NCBI's taxonomy places the organism in Eukaryota, Viridiplantae, Streptophyta, Magnoliopsida, Vitales, Vitaceae. Gene Ontology annotation, cellular component: endosome; plasma membrane; clathrin vesicle coat. The record is from RefSeq and is a predicted model, not a curated record. Bases 181 to 1278 code for a protein of 365 amino acids. The transcript is spliced from 4 exons.
UCUUUGCGUCAACUUGGAAAUGUCCAUCUCGCCCCCAACCAUAUGACCCUGCUCGCCUUUGAAUUCUUCUCCUCUAGAAUCACUCCUUUGAAUUCUCCUCUCUUUUGUCCUCUUCUUCUUCUCAUUACAUCUGCAAAUCCUCACUCCUUUUAUUUUUUUCUGAUAUAAAAGAGAGUAGAGAUGUCAAGCUUGGGCGGCAACAGUGGUGGCAGGAACAUGGGUGCACCCUUUUUCCAUGAGUUCAAGAAACAGGCUUCUUUCUUCUUCAAGGAGAAGAUCAAGACUGCUAGAUUGGCUCUUACGGAUGUUACACCUGCACAACUGUUGACGGAGGAGGUCACUGGUGGGAAUCCUUGGUCUGCGGACACGAGAACCAUGGGCUUGAUAUCGAGGGCGGCCUUUGAAGUGGAUGAUUAUGGGAGAAUUGUGGAGAUUCUGCACAACAGAUUGUUGAGAUUUGAUAGGAAGAAUUGGAGGGCCUUUUACAAUUCUCUGAUCCUCCUUGAGCACCUGCUGACUCAUGGGCCAGAGAGUGUUGCAGGCGAGUUUCAGAGUGAGAAAGGUGUCAUUGAGGAGAUGGGAAGUUUUCAGUACAUAGAUGAGAAAGGGUCUGUUUUGAUUUUACUUUUUUCUGGGUUUGUGUUAUUAGUAUUAGGAUUGGUUAUCUCAUGCUCUGAUGUUUCUAAGCGCAGAUUCAACUGGGGCCUGACUGUUAGGAAGAAAUCUGAGAGGGUAUUGAAGUUGCUCCAGAAAGGGCCUCUUCUCAAGGAAGAAAGGAACCGAGCUAGAAAGCUAACGAGAGGGAUUAAAGGCUUCGGGAGCUUCACCCAGAAGUCUUCCUCAGCGCAAGGAAUUUUGCGUGAAUCAUCCUUCCAUGGAAGGUGUACUUCACAUUUAAGUGAUGAUGAAAAUCAGUUAACCAGUGAUGAAGGCUCAACCAGAAGAGGGGUUGGAAAAUCACAGCAAACACAAGAAGAUAAUGCCAUACUGGCUGUUGGCGAGAAAGCUGAGAAUUCUAACACCUGGGGUAGUUUUAGUAAUGGAGACAUACUCAAGAAAUGCGAAAACCAAACUAGUUUCAAAGAGAACAUGGUACUUGUAGUGAGAGACCUACAUGAAUGGAGUUGCACAGGGGAGUCUAAGCCUCUUUUGGAUGGUAACAGAAAUGAGCCAAGGACAGCAGUUUCUGUGGAUGAAGAUCACCCCUUCAAUCACGCUGAGAAUCAAACCACAGCAUCACUGCUUUCAACCAGAAAUGAAAUCCUGCAAGGAUGCUGAGGAACUAGAUUAUGGUAUAUACAAGUGAAGUCUGCAAGCCUCUUCAUCAUACAUAGAAGAGCCAAGGUUCUGUUUUGCCUGUGGUCCUAUGUGGGCUUUGAAGGAUACAUUCUAUAGAGGAGAAUGGCAUUGAAAGCUUGCAGGGAUGUCGAGGAACUAGAUUAUAGCAUACAUGACUGAAGUUGUCUGCAAGCUACUUUACCAUAUGGACAAGCGUUCUGUGUUUCCUGCUAUGGUGUGUGUGUGGGCUUUAAUGUUAGAUUCUAGACAGAAGAAUAUCAAUGGUGAGGUUCUGUUCUAUUUAUGUUUUAAAGGAACUUCUGACAUUGACUAUAACUAUUUUGAUUGACAAAAAAAAAGAUUAUGUUGAAAUAGAACAGAAUUCAAUAACAGCAAA